GCUGGGGGAGGGGAAGGUCUGCUCAGAGAGAGGCAGGGCAGCCAUCCAGGGGGGUCUCUUCUCCCCCCAAGAGCCCUUUACCCCUAGGCCUGGCGCCCAAGGCUCUGGGCAAGAAAGGCUCACCCAGGGGGAGGACCCCCAUCCCUGCCCUCAUGGCUUCCCCUUCCAGGUCCAGAGUGGGUGUGCCUGCCCCCGCCAGCCAGGCCCCUCCCCGCCUCACCCCACACCCAGCCAGCCUGUUAUAAAUAGGAGGCUGCCUGGCCAGUGUCGGGCCACAUCCCGCUUUGCCUUGUUACCCACUACAGCGUCAUCAUCAGGCCACCCACCACGGGAGAAUGGAGGCACCUGCACAGGAAGGCUCCAGCUUCAAGGCAGGAGCUAUGGCCCAGGCAUCCGGUGGCUCCCCAGAGUCCCACGAUGCCCAGCUGCCACCGCCACCUCAGCCCGAGGACGAGGAGGGCCAAGGGGAGAGGCUCGUGGAGCUGCAUGCCUCCUUCCGGGAGCUGUUCACCUUCUUCUGCACCAACGCCACCGUCCAUGGUGCCAUCCGCCUCGUCUGCUCCAGCCAGAACCGCCUCAAGACGGCAUCCUGGGGGCUGCUGUUCCUGGGUGCCCUGGGCGCACUCUACUGGCAGUUUGGGCUCCUCUUUGAGCAGUACUGGAGCUACCCGGUCAUCAUGACCGUGUCCGUGCACUCGGAGCGAAAGCUCUUCCCGUCGGUCACUCUGUGUGACAUGAACCCGCACAGGCCGAGCUCAGUCCGCCACCAUCUGCAGGCACUCGAUCGGUUCGCCCGGGAGAACAUCCGCUCUCUCUACCAAUUCAACUUCAGCGAGGACGGGGAUGUCCCCUUUGCCGACGACCAGGGCCCACAGCCUGCCUUCUACCUGGACCGCAGCGUCCGUCUGCAGAGGCUGAGCCACCCAGGUGGCCAGAGCAGAGUGGGUUUCAGACUGUGUAACAGCACAGGCGGAGACUGCUUCUACCGGGCCUUCUCGUCAGGUGUGACAGCCGCCCGAGAAUGGUACCGCUUCCACUAUGUGAGCAUCUUGGCCCUGCUGCCCGCUGCCCACGAGGACAGCCACCAGAGCCACGGUGGCCACUUUGUCUUCUCUUGCCAAUUCGACGGCCGGGACUGCCAGGCCCGGCACUUCCAGACGUUCCACCACCCCACCUAUGGCAGCUGCUAUACCUUCAAUGGUGUCUGGGCUGCGCAGCGCCCGGGCAUCACCCAUGGUGAGUGCCAGCCGCAGGCGGAGUGGGGGAGAAGGCAUCCUGGCCAGCCUGGCCUCACCCUGCUUCUUCCCCCAGGAAUCAGCCUGGUCCUCAGAACUGAGCAGCAGGACCACCUCCCGCUGCUGUCCACGGAAGCCGGCAUCAAAGUCAUGAUUCAUGAACGUGACCACACACCUUUCCUGGAGCACCAGGGUUUCAGCAUCCGGCCAGGGACCGAGACCACCAUCGGCAUCCGAGAGGACGAGGUGCGCCGGCUGGGGAGCCCCUAUAGUCACUGCACCGACGGUGUGGAGGAUGUGGGUGGGCAGCUGCUGUACAAUGCCUCCUAUACCCUGCAGGCCUGCCUGGUAUCCUGUUUCCAGCAGCUCAUGGUGGAGACCUGCUCCUGCGGCUACUACUUCUACCCUCUGCCGGCAGGAGCCCAGUACUGCAGCUACUCCCGGCACCCAGCCUGGGGCCACUGCUUCUACCGCCUCUACAGGGACCUGGGGACACACCGACUUCCUUGUGCCUCCCGCUGCCCCAGGUCCUGCAGGGAGUCUUCCUACAAGCUCUCUGCCGGGACCUCGAGGUGGCCUUCCUCCAAGUCAGCUGACUGGAUCCUGGCUGUGCUGGGCAAGCCAGGCCGCAGGAGCUCAAGCCAGAGCAAGAGCCCAAGCCCAAGCCUCAGGAGCAACAUGGCCAAGGUGAACAUCUUCUACCAGGAGCUCAACUACCGAACAGUGGAGGAGACACCCGUUUACUCGGUGCCCGAGCUGCUCUCAGCCAUGGGCAGCCUCUGGAGCCUGUGGUUCGGCUCCUCUGUUCUCUCUGUCCUGGAGCUGUUGGAGCUGCUGCUCGAUGCCGUAGCCCUCACACUGCUACUGGGCUGCCGCCGGCUCCGCAGAACUCGGGUCCCAGACGGGGCAGCCACAGUGGCGUCCCGCGCCAAGCCGGAGGCCAGCCCGUUGCCCACUGACUGCAGGAACGACGUUAAUCAUCUGGGGGGCCCUGCUGGCCUCUUCUCCCAUGCCGCUUCUGGGAGCUGUGGCAGGAAUCUUUGCUGAAGAGUUAGGCCAAGUGAGAGCCCCAGCCUCCUGACACCUGAACCAGCCUGAGCUUGUUCUGACCCUGAGGAGUAUGGGAGCGUUGGGCUCUCCUGGCUGCCCAGAGUGAACCAGACCAGCCCCACAGAGCCACCACCAGGCAGCCAAGCCAAGCCCGGGGCCCAGGAAGCAGCAGCACGGAGCCCGCAGGCAGGCAGGCAGGCACCAGGGUGCCCAGCCCAUUGGGCCCUCUCAUCAGCCCAGUGGUGGCCCAGGGGUGGCCUCACUCAAGGAGGCCCAGGGCAGGGGGGAGGGGAGUGUCCCCACCACUCUGGAUUCCUGCGUCUAGUCUGUACGUACCCGUGAGUGUGUGCAUGCAAGGGGGUGGGGGGGGUACCUCCACAUGGGAGUGUGCCUGUGUUUGGUGUCACUGUCACGUAAAAACGUAACGUGUGCUUCUGAGUGUGCCAACAUAUCUGUCUACACCUAUGUGUAGGUGUGUGCGGGCAUCAGGCAGAGCCUUCCUUAACUCAGGACAGGUGGAAGGAAGGGUAGGGCCAGGCCAAGGUAACCUUGGUGACCUUGGGCUGCUUUAUAAUAAAACUUGUGAUCUCA
This is a messenger RNA of Panthera uncia (snow leopard), 2876 nucleotides long. It is a transcript of the gene SCNN1D, whose product is annotated as sodium channel epithelial 1 subunit delta. The transcript is spliced from 12 exons. Gene Ontology annotation, cellular component: membrane. Gene Ontology annotation, biological process: sodium ion transmembrane transport. Bases 336 to 2282 code for a protein of 648 amino acids. The record is from RefSeq and is a predicted model, not a curated record. Lineage: Eukaryota; Metazoa; Chordata; Mammalia; Carnivora; Felidae. Gene Ontology annotation, molecular function: ligand-gated sodium channel activity.